This is a messenger RNA of Lolium rigidum, 1230 nucleotides long. Its product is annotated as patatin-like protein 1. The record is from RefSeq and is a predicted model, not a curated record. The transcript has 3 exons. Gene Ontology annotation, molecular function: monoacylglycerol lipase activity; glycerophospholipase activity. Gene Ontology annotation, biological process: lipid metabolic process. Bases 1 to 1230 code for a protein of 409 amino acids. NCBI's taxonomy places the organism in Eukaryota, Viridiplantae, Streptophyta, Magnoliopsida, Poales, Poaceae.
AUGUCCAACAACGCCGACGCGACGAUGACCAGCUGCCCGCCGCCGUCCAGGGGGCAGCUCAUCACGGUGCUGACCAUCGACGGCGGCGGCAUCCGUGGACUCAUCCCGUCCACCAUCCUCGCCUGCUUGGAGUCCAAGCUCCAAGAGCUGGACGGGCCGGACGCGCGCAUCGCAGACUACUUCGACGUGAUCGCCGGGACUAGCACUGGCGCGCUGGUGGCGACGAUGCUUGCGGCGCCGGACGAGAACAAACGUCCUCUCUUUGCCGCCAAGGACAUCAACAAGUUCUACCUCGACAACGGGCCCAAGAUCUUCCCGCAGAGGAGUUACGGGCUCCUGAAUCCGGUGGCGAAUUUGUUGGGCGCGGUGAUGGGUCCCAAAUACGACGGCAAGUUCCUGCACGAUAAGAUCAAGAACCUCACCAACAACGUGACCAUCGCCGACACCGUCACCAACAUCAUCGUGCCGACGUUCGACAUCAAAGCCCUGCAGCCGAUCCUCUUCAACACGUACGAGGCUAAGAAUGAACCGCUCAAGAACGCCCACCUAUCGGAUAUCUGCAUCAGCACGUCGGCGGCGCCGACCUACUUCCCCGCGCACUUCUUCAAGACCUACGAUCCCUUGGGCAAGGUCCCCGAGCGCGAGUACCACCUCGUCGACGGUGGCGUGGCCGCCAACAACCCCACCAUGGCUGCCAUGUCGAUGAUCACCAAGGAGGUUCUACGCCGGAACCCGGACUUUACCCUCGGCAAGCCCGCCGAUUACCACAACUACCUCAUCAUCUCCAUCGGCACCGGCACGGCCAAGCAGGCGGAGAUAUACACCGCGCCGGACUGCGCCAAGUGGGGCAUCCUCCGCUGGCUCCACGAUGGGAGCUUCACCCCGAUCAUCGACAUGUUCUCCCACGCCAGUGCUGACAUGGUCGACAUCCACGCCGCGGUGCUCUUCAAGGCUCUCCGAGUUGAGAAGAACUAUCUCCGCAUCCAGGACGACUCACUCAGCGGGAACAUCGCCUCGGUGGAUAUCGCCACCAAAGAGAACAUGGAGGCGUUGAUCGACAUUGGUGACAAUUUGCUCAAGAAAAAGGUGGCCAGGUUGAACGUCGACACAGGAAAGUACGAGUUCGUUGACGGCGAGGGAACCAAUGAAGAGGCGCUCACGCGCUUCGCCAAGAAGCUCUCCGAAGAACGCAAACUGCGGAUGCGCCAAUCCACCCUUGGCUACCACUAG